CUGGACAGGUUUUGAUAAAUCUCCCCCAAUAGAUCGAGCCGCCAUGUUUAUAGGGGGAAAUAGGACAGAGCAGUGAUCCUGGGAGGGGCAGCAGACAAGAGUCUGGAAGAAACAACAUACCAUCCAUCCCUCGCAGGGUUAAAUUACUGAACAACUGAAAGUGAAAGGAACUUAUAACAGUUCCGCCUUUUCUUCCUUUGCACAUGGACUUUUCUCCAUAGAUCUUGUAUUUCUAUACAGCUGUAAGGAGAUUUUCCUCUCUUCCCAGGAUCAGGAUGAGUAUUAUAACUCCUGGAGAUGAUGAUGGGACCCGGCAGUUUUGCCAGGAGAUUUGUCAGUAUGAACAUCAUAAAGUGAGGAUGAUACAUGAAUAUUUCCAAGAUGAUCUGCUCUACAUUGUGGAGAACCUGGAUCCUAUAUCACUUCUGAGUGAGCUGAAAUCCCGAAAUAUCCCAGAUCUAGAGAAAUACCUGAGUCUAGAAAAUGAUAGAAAAACAUUGUCCCGGACUUUACUACAGGAUAUAUUUACCAGAGGACGAGAAGCUGUGAUAGCAUUGUGGGUCAGUCUUUAUGUCUUACAGAAGAAUCAUGGCUUCCCUGCCCUGGACGCUGUACUGAGGGAACUCCGUCACACAGGUGACAAUCUGGUUGGACAAAUCCUCCUGGAUAAACUUGGGCACAACCUUCCCCCAGAGCUGACAGAUGUCCAGAAUUGUCAUAAGAAACAUUUAUAUGAAAAAACGGAGAAACUUCUAGAGAACAAACCUCCAAGAUGUAACCAGGAAGAGGAAAGUUUUCCAUUGUCUACACGUUAUGUGAACCUCAUCAUUGUCUCCACUGAUCAGUUUAGGGAACGCUCUGAGAAUGAGCUGAUAGAGACCGGGGUAAGACAUGAGGAAUAUAUAAAGGAGACCCAAAAUAAAUUACAGCGCAUUUCCCCCAACAAGAUGUUCCGCUGGUGCCCCCGAUCCAGACUUGUGCCACAUAUGGUGAUGGUGAGCGGAGUGCCCGGUGUAGGGAAGACCACGCUGAUGCAGAAGUUUGUCUAUGACUGGGUGAGGGGCGUUCUCUAUCAAAGAUUCUCUUUUGUCUUUUUCUUCAAAUUCCGAGAGCUGAACAGACUGGAUGAGGUUAGUCUGGAGACAAUGAUCCUCCAACAAUACCCACAUCUGGGGCAGCAGCUUGGAAACAUCUUACAAGAUCCAGAGAAACUUCUCUUCAUAUUUGAUGGAUUAGAUGAAAGCAAUCAUACAAUGGAUUUCACAUCCCAUCACUUGUGCUCUAAUCCUAGACAGCCCCAACAUUGUGGUCAGAUUGUGGUUAGUUUGAUGAGAAAGUCUCUUCUGAAUGGUUGUUCUGUCCUUAUGACCAGUCGCCCAACCAGACUGGCAUCAAUUGAUUGUACCGUUUUCCAGCGAAUAGUAGAAAUCACCGGGUUUUUUCCAGAAGAACGACAGACGUACUUUGAACAUUUCUUCUCGGACCCUGAACUGGCAGAAAAGGCUUUUACUUAUGUGAAGCAGAAUGACACAUUGUACACGUUCUGUUACCUCCCGUCCUACUGCUGGAUUAUCUGUACAGUAUUAUCCAGGAGCUUCCAGACAAGUAGUGAUCAGCCGGCGUCAUUAUUACCCAAAACAGUGACGCAGCUCUUUGCCAUAUUUGUCGCCAACAUUCUGUCCAAUCACAGCCUGGACAAAAGUGACGCUCAGAAGAUCCUGCAGUCCAUCGGAUGGAUGGCACAAUAUGGAGUCAUGAAUCACAGGAUUAUUUUUGAUGAUCGAGAUCUGGGUUCUUUCCAUGUGGACAAUAAGUCAAAGCUCUUAUCAAGUUUUGUGAUAGAAUCCGAGGAACCUGUGACCUAUUCCUUCUUACAUCUCACUGUUCAGGAAUUCUUCUCUGCCUUGGUGCAUUAUGUGGAUUAUUCUCCUGAGAAGUUACAGGAAUCACUAAAUAAAGCCAAAUCCUAUCCUGAUGGACGUGGUGAAAUGUUCCUCCGUUUCCUGUGUGGUCUAUCAGACGGCUCCACCAGGUCAAUACUAACCGGAUACCUGGACAAACAAAUAGUUCAGGCCUCCAUAGAUGUCAUCACUUGGCUGAAGAACUUUAGUUCAGAAAAACAAAAGGAAUGCAGAGACCAUGAGGAACAUCUUCUCAAUACAUUCUUCUAUCUGUUUGAAUCCCGGAAUAAGCCUCUAGUGCAGGAAUCAUUACAAUCAUACAGAAGACUUAACCUUUCUCAUGUUCACAUGUCCGCUUUAAACUGCACAGUGUUAUCAUUUAUCAUAGAAACCUGCACAAAUAUAGAAGCACUCUCUCUAAAUGAAUGUUCCUUAAGCCCUGAAGGAUUAGAGAAACUGGAACCAGCUUUACAUAACCUGCAGGACCUAAGCUUGGAAAGUAAUGAUCUACCCGACACUUCCUGCACCCAGUUGGCAUCUGUAAUAAGGAAUAACUCCUCCCUGAAGACACUUCACCUGUCUCAUAACCGUCUGUCUGGUCCUCACUUCAGCGACUUGGUGGACGCUCUGUCCAGUCCAGACUGCAGGAUAGAGACAUUACAUUUGAAUAAUAAUAAUCUACAAGAAACUUCCUGCACCCAGUUGGCAUCUGUAAUAAGGAAUAACUCCUCCCUGAAGACAAUUGACCUGUCUGAUAACCGUCUGUCUGGUCCUCACUUCAGGGACUUGGUGGACGCUCUGUCCAGUCCAGACUGCAGGAUAGAGACAUUACAAUUGGGUGGUAAUAAUCUACCAAACACUUCCUGCACCCAGUUGGCAUCUGUAAUAAGGAAUAAUACAUCCCUGGAGAUACUUGUCCUGUCUGGUAACCGUCUGUCUGGUCCUCACCUCAGGGACUUGGUGGACGCUCUGUCCAGUCCAGACUGCAAGCUAAAGCAAAUAAACUUAAUGGGCAAUAAAUUGUCUGAAGAGGAAGAGGAAGAAAUAAGAAAGGUGGAAAUAGACAAACCAAGUCUGAUGAUAUUUUACCGAGCACACAGGAUGCUGAAUUUUUUGAAAAGAUGACAGGACUAAUAUCACUGAUAAGUAAAUGUCUUGUAUUAUAAUAAAGGUGAUGCCCUCGGUCAUACAGGAAAGUUCUAUCCUAACCAAUGAUACAUCCAGUAAUUAAACCCUCUAUACCAGUGGUCUUCC
Hyla sarda is the source of this 3155-nucleotide messenger RNA. RefSeq names its product NACHT, LRR and PYD domains-containing protein 3-like. The transcript is spliced from 10 exons. The coding region runs from base 276 to 3026 and encodes 916 amino acids. Lineage: Eukaryota; Metazoa; Chordata; Amphibia; Anura; Hylidae. Gene Ontology annotation, molecular function: protein binding. The record is from RefSeq and is a predicted model, not a curated record. Gene Ontology annotation, cellular component: cytoplasm.